AGGGCAAACCGCGCCCACUUCACUGUUCUGCUGGUACCCGAACACAUUGUUAACGCAGCCUGUUCGUGAAUUACCAUUUUGUUUAUUUGGCGACAGUAAUCGCUCAGCGUCUGCCUUCACAUCUUAGUGAUUCUGGACAAAAGAGCGUCUGGUGAGUCCCGGACAUCGCACCAUUUGUUGACAUCCUUGCUACGUUCAGCGCCAUUUGCAGACAGCUGUUGCCAUGACAACAGACGAGGCGGAAAGUCACCAGAAUAAGCCGCGGCAGCAGGAGGAGGCCUGUCAGGAUGCCAGGCCCCCCUCACCAGAGGAGGACCAGCUUCGGCCUCGCAAUCGCAACUCUGCCGGACGUGGCCUCUCCCGCCUCUUCUCAUCCUUCCUGAAGAGGCGCUCACAGUGUGAGAAUGACGGGGGAGACGACAAGGAGAACAAAGAAGAAGAAGCUAAAGCCCCCAUUGCUGACCCUGAACCUGAACUGAGAACGGAGGCCGAUAUUGCCCUGGAUCAGCACUCAAUGAACAGCGCUGAGGCUCAGGCUGCCCAGGUAGAGAAGAAGGAAGGAGAGGAGGCUGGAAAGGACAACACAAGCAACAGGGAGAAAGCAGAGGACGUUGCCCUGGAGAAAGAAAAGAAAAUAGAGGAGAGAGAAGAGGAGGAGGAAAAGGAUGAGUGUAGGCCUGAACAUGGCAGUAUGGGGGAGAAGGAGGAAAUGGCACCCAAGGAGGAGCCCAAAACUCCCAGAGCUCCACGACGACCCAAGACCAUCCAGAUCAAAGUCGUCCUGCUAGAUGAUGCUGUAUAUGAGUGUGAGCUGGAGAAACACGCCAAAGGCCAGGAGCUGCUUGUGAAGCUGUGCGAGCACCUUAACCUGCUGGAAAAAGACUACUUUGGGAUUUGCAUCUGGGAGUCAUCCAUUAUGAAGACGUGGAUGGACCUGACGAAGGAGAUCCGCAGGCAAGCGAUAGGUGCCAACUAUAAUUUCACCUUCAAUGUGAAAUUCUAUCCACCGGACCCAGCCCAGCUGUCCGAGGACAUCACAAGGUACUACCUGUGUCUUCAACUGCGGAAGGACAUCCUGCAGGGUCGCCUUCCCUGUUCCUUCGUCACUCUGGCCUUGCUGGGCUCCUAUGCCCUGCAGUCAGAGCUCGGCGAGUAUGACCCCGAGCUACACAGCAUUCAGUACGUCAAGGACAUGAAGAUGGUGAAGGGACAGACCAAGGAGCUUGAGGACAAAAUGAUGGAGCUGCAUCGUACAUACAGGUCAAUGACGCCAGCCCAGGCAGACCUAAUGUUCCUGGAAAAUGCCAAGAAGCUGUCCAUGUACGGCGUGGACCUCCACCAAGCCAAGGAUCUGGAUGGUGUGGACAUCAUGCUGGGAGUUUGCUCCAGUGGGUUGAUGGUUUACAAAGACAAACUGAGAAUCAACCGCUUUCCGUGGCCCAAAGUCCUCAAGGUGUCAUAUAAACGCAGCAGCUUUUUCAUCAAAAUAAGACCCUCAGAGGUAGAGCAGUAUGAGAGUGCCAUUGGCUUCAAACUUCCCAAUUACAAGGCAGCAAAGAAGUUGUGGAAGGUUUGUGUGGAGCAUCACACUUUCUUCAGGCUGACCUCUACUGAGAUGGCCACCACUCCCAGGAAGUUCCUGGUGCUGGGCUCAAAGUUUCGCUACAGUGGUCGGACUCAGGCUCAGACCAGACAGGCAAGCUCCCUGAUCGACAGGCCGGCUCCUCUCUUCCAGCGCUCCUCUAGCAAGAGGGACUCACGCAGCCUCGAUGGAGCCAUGGUGUCCACUCCUGACAACAAGUCCAGUCGUCCAGUCAGCGCUCCCAUUAUGUCACCAGUAUCUCCAGGAGAGGCUACUCCUUCACCGCUGUUGGCCACUCUGCAUCGCACCCCCCACCAUGGCUGUACACCCAAAGCCCACUGCUGUGCAGACAGAAAGGCAGCAGUAAAGACAGACAGUCAAGCAGCUGACCAGACCAAGAGCUACAGCCCAAGGGCAAAGUCCACUCCAGACAUCAAGCAGCCAGUGGCCAGGAGAGAGCGGAGGCACUCCCCCUGUGUAAACAUCAGUCAAUGGGAGAGAGAGAAAAAGAGCCAGCACUCUCCUCAGGACAGGGCAAAGACGGAGAUGGUGCGAGUGAGAAAGAAAAGAGCUAAGAAACUUGAAGGUGAAACUAUUUAUAUCAGACACAGCAACCUAAUGUUGGAGCUUGACCCUAAAUGCUUGGCAUGCACAAUUUUCCUCUCUGAUUCUCAUGACCUGGAUAAAACCCAGACUGAGAUCAUGCGCCACCACACAAGCAUCAGUGAGUUAAAGAGAAGUUUCAUGGAGUCUGUGCCAGAGCCUCGGCCCAGUGAGUGGGAUAAGCGUCUGUCCACCAACUCACCUUUCCGCACUGUCAGCAUCAACGGCCAGUUCCAGCCAGCGUCACCUGUGAUGAAGACCCAGACAAUCACCAUCUCAGAUGUCACCAACUCGCUGAGAGGGACUGUGGACUACAAGGAAGUCCCCUUAGUUCACACUGAGACUAAGACCAUCACGUAUGAGUCAGCACAACAGCCUGUUGAGAGUCUAGCUGAGAGAGACUCUGGAGUACUGCUGAGUGCCCAGACCAUCACUUCUGAGACCAUCAGCACCACUACCACAACCCAGAUCACCAAGACAGUGAAAGGAGGGGUCUCAGAGACUCGUAUUGAGAAGAGAAUCGUCAUUACUGGAGACACGGAAAUCGAUCAUGACAAGGCUUUGGCUCAGGCUAUUAAAGAGGCAAAAGAGCAGCACCCAGAUAUGUCUGUUACCAAAGUAGUUGUGCACCAGGAAACGGAGAUUACUCCAGAGUAAGACCUGAAGAUCCUGUGGAAGACCUCUCUGCUCCCCCACUGUCCCUGCUCCUAAAGUCUAUGUGUCCAUCACACCCACCAGCACUUCCUUCCCUAUGAGCCCAGACCAGCAGAGGGAGCAGCCUUCAGUGAUGAGUAUGAACGUUAAACUCUGUGAGUCUGGCUAUGGCCUGUGGGAGACAUUGAAAAUUACGCAGAAACCUCCCAGUAUUUCCCACAAUCCCCAUUUUCUACCACCUACUGCCAAAUGAUCAACCAGUGGACUGAAGCAAAAAACAUUUUUUAAAGAAAAAACAAGGAAAUAAAGUACAGUAUUUGAUGUAUUCCUCUCCAAUUUGUCUGGAGAUUUUAAGAACAUUUUCAAGGACAUUUGGUCUUUUAAUCUUGGGAUUACUGGUACUUUAUUUUUCUACAGCUUUUCUUACCAUCAAAAUUGGUUUUCAGCUAUUUAAAAGUCAAAUGUUUUUAACUGUGCAUUCCAAAAUAAAACAACAAAGGGAUUGUGUGCGAUUUUAUUUUUCUUGGACUUACACAUCAGAACUCAAGGACCACUCUCAAAUUUGAACAUAGGUUUGGGUUAUUUCUUGUACAGUAAAUGCUUUAUUUUCUGUGUCAAUAUUAACAAAAAAUAUUUUUUCAAUUCAUGUAUAAAUACAUUGACUAUCCAACUAGAGGCCAAUUAUUCCUUUGAUGUUAUUUAAAGCUCUGACUUAACAAUAAUGUUCAAUGAUAUUUACAUCCUUGGAUUGUUUUAGUUGUUCUUGUUGCUUGUGUAGUAAUUGUGUUACUAGACAUAAAGAAAUGUUUAUUUUAAUGAUUUCAUCCUCUGUCUUCUUUCCAUGUGUUUGCAUUGUAGCUAAAUUCUCAACAGUUGUAUAAAACUUCUUGAUUUCAAAAUUAAACCACUCCAGUCUUCAUGUGUUUCACAUGGGCAGUGUGCACAAAGACAACCUGUUGGAGUAUAACCAGGUCACAGAGUCAACAUCACUAGACGCUAAUAAUCAUAGAAGCAAAUAAUACUUUUGUGUUAAAGCAGAAAACUUAUUACUAGUGUUUUUUCAGCCUAUAAAAUAAUAUAUAAAUCCUUGUUAGUUCAUUUUUUUUAAAUAAGUUUAAUCAAUUUAAGAACACUAGAUUUCACCUCUGUAAAGAAGACAUGGUCUAGGCAUAUCUAUGUCCUCUAGAUGUGGACUGGAAGUGGUCUAGUUUUGGUCUGGACGUAUCUACAUGUGGUCUAGAUGUGGUAUAAAAAUAUCUAUACAAGGUGUACAUGUAGUCUCGACGUGGUCUAGAUGUGGUCUAGACUGGGUCUUAGCCCUACUUUUCUGUUAAAUAUUUUCCCUGACUCAUCAUUGUAGUUCUUGUUUGGGUUCUCCAAACAAGAACUACAACCUGAACAUUCUCCACUACAUUGAACAUAGACCAGAUGACACAUCACAAAAUGGUACUAGGAUUCUAGCAGGAUGGUUUAGAGGUACCUACCAAACUACUGAACAGACAGAAAUGCUGAAAUGAAUAAACAGAGAAAACAGCAAAUAUUAGUGAAAAUUCCAACAUAGACGGACCAUGUUUUUAUUCAUCCAUAUUAUGUUUUUUCUGUAUUUUCUGCAUGUAUGUAUUUAUUCUUGUUGUAUUUCUUGAUCCUAUUUUAUCAACAUUUGUAUGUUGUUUCUAUUUAGUCACUUAUUUAUAACUCACCCUUUGUUUACUACACAUUAUAAUGAACUGUGCUUCUGUAGCUUCAAAAACAGAUUUCCAUCUUUUUAUUUUUAUAAGUAAGAUGAGGGCAAAGUCAAAAACAAUGUCCUAAAGCUCUUCGUCCUGGUAUAAUGGAAACCAUCCCAGCUGUCGUUCAGGUGAGAGGCAGGACACACGUCAGUACUAAACGUGACUGCCUGUCUUUGGAUUGAUGGAGCUUGUCCUUUGUGGCACAGUUCAAGCAUUCACAUGAUUAUAAUAUUACUUUGUUAAUAGGUAGCUCAAUGUGCAAACUACCUAUUCCACACAGAGCUAUAUUUAGUACAUUUUAUUUGUUUUAACACAUGCUGUCAUCAUCGUGGUGGUACUCUCUUCUCUAUGGAAACAGCAAAACAGCUGUUUUUCUUUAUUGUGAACCCUCACUAUGACAUGUAAUAAACAGUUGGAUCUAUGUGUUUGA
This is a messenger RNA of Betta splendens (Siamese fighting fish), 4999 nucleotides long. It is a transcript of the gene epb41a, whose product is annotated as erythrocyte membrane protein band 4.1a. Gene Ontology annotation, biological process: cortical actin cytoskeleton organization. The transcript is spliced from 22 exons. Gene Ontology annotation, molecular function: actin binding; structural molecule activity. The coding region runs from base 224 to 2842 and encodes 872 amino acids. The record is from RefSeq and is a predicted model, not a curated record. NCBI's taxonomy places the organism in Eukaryota, Metazoa, Chordata, Actinopteri, Anabantiformes, Osphronemidae. Gene Ontology annotation, cellular component: plasma membrane; cytoskeleton.